UGGGCUGACCAAGGGCGGCGCAGAAAAGACGAGGCAACGGAAUGUUAAUUUAGCUUCGUCGGCCCGACCACAUCGCAAACACCUCGCCGGCUUGCCGUCGUCUGCAAGCGUUGAUCUGCCCGGAUCGCGUGCCGCGGAAGAGUGGGAGUGAGGCUGUAAGAGAGAGCCAUGGGGUUCCUUUUCCGGGUCAGGAUAGCGUCUUUCUUCGCCGGCGCCGCCACGGCCUCCAUCGCUGGCUUCUAUCUCCUCUACAAGGACUACAUGUUCGCUCACGAUGCCAUUCGCCUACAGGUGAAUAACAUUUAUCAAACCGUCGAUGAACGCUAUGAAGCCCUAAACCAACGCACAACAAUUUUGGAAAUUCAGAAGGAUGCAGCAGCAACUGAUAAAUCAACAGAGGUAUUGGAUUAGCUAGUGAGUUUCUUUGAUACCGAACAGCCCCGUGAUAUGCUACUGAUUUUGUCAUUGUAAGCUUAAAAUGCUAUAUUCUUCGUGUCGGAUAAGCAAAAGAAAGUUGAGAAUGACUUUUAAUGCUCUUUGCAAUAAUGUUAACUGAGCUUUAAUUUUUUAA
Messenger RNA from Zingiber officinale, 571 nucleotides. RefSeq lists its product as uncharacterized. The record is from RefSeq and is a predicted model, not a curated record. The transcript has 2 exons. The coding region runs from base 169 to 411 and encodes 80 amino acids. Lineage: Eukaryota; Viridiplantae; Streptophyta; Magnoliopsida; Zingiberales; Zingiberaceae.